CGUGCUGUGCUAAUCGCGUUGUUACAGUUGUUUAUCACGAUUCCAAUAAGUGCGAGUGCAAUUAGCAUAAGUUAUCUCUUGUGCGUUCGUAAUCAUUCAAAAUGGCCGCAGCGGGGAACCAGAACAUUAACAGUUGAUUCGAAUUCCAAAUUUGUUGGAUGCCCUUGCUGAUUGAAGGAGAAAACUACAUAUCGGGAGAGACGAGAGAGGAGAAACUCACUCUAACCAAACAGUAGGCAUUAGGAAACUCCGGUGAACUUCGGCCUCAAAGCAGUCGCUUUGCAAAUCCAGGGUACGCUUUCAGAGGUGGAGAAGCGCUCUGCAGCGAGAAGGCAAAGCCCUUUUCGGACGCAGUGUUGACUUGGAAGCGUUCCAUCUCGUAAAGCGCGACGUGACGUCACGCUCGCCGGCCGGUAUGUCGUCGUCAACCGUGAGGAUUCUGGACGGGGGCUUCUCCGGGCAGCUGUCUUGCCACGUGGGUGCAAGGAUCGACGGCGACCCGCUAUGGACGGCGCGGUUCCUCGCAACCGACCCGGACGCCGUGCAUGCCACGCACUUGGACUUCCUGCGAGGCGGCGCCGACGUCAUCGAGACCAACACGUAUCAGGCGUCCGUGCCUGGUCUGAUGAAGCACCUGGAGCUGAGCGAGCGCGAGAGUCUCGAGCUGAUCGCCAAGGCCGUGUCGCUGGCUAAAGCGGCCGUAAACGUUUACGUUGAGGAGUCGGGGGAGCAAUGCGUCAACAAGACGCCCAUGGUAGCUGGCUCGUGUGGACCCUACGGCGCCUACCUGCACGACUCGUCCGAGUACAGCGGCUUCUACGGGAAGACUGUAUCCCGGCAGGAGCUGAUCGACUGGCACAGACCGCGGAUUCGCGCGCUGCUGGACGCCGGCGUUGACUUGCUGGCCCUGGAAACCGUACCCUGCGUCGAGGAAGCGGAGGCUCUGCUGGACCUCCUGCGGGAGUUCCCGCACGCUCGUGCCUGGUUGUCCUUCUCCUGCCGGGACGGUCAGUUCAUGGCGGACGGCAGUAAAUUCCAGGAGGUUGCUGUGCGCUGUUACCGAGCCUUACCGUCACAGAUCGUCGCGGUCGGCGUGAACUGCAUCGACCCCAAGCACGUGACUCCGUUGCUGAAGGGAAUCAACGAAGGGGAGAGCUCGUCGGCCGAUUUCGUGCCUCUGGUGGUGUACCCCAACAGAGGCGGCAGCUACUCGGCGAGCGGCGGCUGGACCGCAGUCCCGGAUGACCACAUCUUGAAUCUCCCCAUAUCAGCAUGGUUGGACAUGGGAGUACGUUACAUCGGCGGCUGCUGCAAGAUCUUCGCGGAGGAUGUAAGGGCGAUUCGCUCGCAGGUGGAGCAGUGUCGCGCAAAAGCUACAGCGAUGUGAUGCUUCCAGUGGUGAAGCUGCCCAGCUCGGAACUUUCCGAACUACUCCAAUGAAGUUUUUUUUUACAAAAAAUAUUAACGUACGUGCACCGACUAGAGCCGACGCUGACGUUUGCUGUACGGGUAAAGAUAAGCUCGCGCUCAGUUAUUAGUCGUGUAAAUUGAAUACAAUUACAUAAGUCUAGAUUACUGCUAAGCUGAGAUAUUCUGCGCAGCGUUUGUGUUAUGUCUACGAUGAUCGUUGUAAAUCAUAAGUGUCAGGAAUAAUUAUACAAGUGCCAUAAAACGGAAUUUUCUACAGAAUACGUACAAGUUGGCGAUUCAGGGAACUAAUAAUAUACUAUACCUAUUGUUAUCAAUUUUUAUAUAUACUAUAAUUGUUUAAAAGCAAUAAAAUAUAAAAUUAUUCCUUCAA
Messenger RNA from Ooceraea biroi (clonal raider ant), 1801 nucleotides. RefSeq names its product homocysteine S-methyltransferase. NCBI's taxonomy places the organism in Eukaryota, Metazoa, Arthropoda, Insecta, Hymenoptera, Formicidae. Gene Ontology annotation, molecular function: S-adenosylmethionine-homocysteine S-methyltransferase activity; zinc ion binding. The record is from RefSeq and is a predicted model, not a curated record. Gene Ontology annotation, biological process: S-methylmethionine cycle.